Thamnophis elegans (Western terrestrial garter snake) is the source of this 231-nucleotide messenger RNA. RefSeq names its product small integral membrane protein 15-like. Bases 1 to 231 code for a protein of 76 amino acids. The record is from RefSeq and is a predicted model, not a curated record. NCBI's taxonomy places the organism in Eukaryota, Metazoa, Chordata, Lepidosauria, Squamata, Natricidae. The transcript has a single exon.
AUGGGUGGCAUGUACAGUCAACGUAAUAAAUUGUAUAUUGUGGAAUGGGCUGCAAAAGAUCCAUAUGGAUUCCUUACAACAGUGAUCCUUGCUCUAACACCUCUAUUCUUGGCAAGUGCGGUGCUAUCAUGGAAACUGGCAAAAAUGAUUGAAGCUAAGGAACGGGAACAAAAAAAGAAACAAAAAUGCCAAGAAAACAUUACAAAAGCUAAACGAAUAAAGAAGGACUAA